AUGGCCCUGUCACAAUACCAUACGUCCAGUCGAAAAUCGAAGCCGCAGACCACGCGCAGCGGCCGCUAUCGUCAAUACAAGCCGGACGUCCCAACUUGCCACUCGCACUUAGCACCUACAGCCACUUCGGGUGCCCUCGACUCUCCCGGCUGCGAAUCUGCGCGUUCUCAGCCACUUUCUCGCAUAUCCGUCCCGCGUGAUGCAGGAAUGUGCACGCGGUGCCCCAUGGAAUGUCGGCUCGGGUACACCCCCGAUGCCUGGUCCUGCCAAAUCUCCGUCCGGUGGGAGUUCGACAGCACGGGCAAGCGGCUCGAGGAGGUGCAGGAGGUUCCCUUCGGGCCGUGCCUCAUGGACAAGACGCUCGUGGAGCCGAUGCUGCGCCGCGCGCAGGCGGCGAUCCUCAGCGCGUCGGGCGGCACGGGGAGCCAGGAGGCCGCGGUCGUUCUGUUUUCCGCACGUAUCGUCCAGAACACGGAGGCCGAGGUCGUGACACUUGUCGAAGACCUCGUGACGUCGUACAUCGAGAGAAACUGCUUGAUUCUCGUUGCACUUCCUAUGAGCGACGACAUCGAGAACCAAAAGGCCGCACGCAUCGCGAAGCACGCCGACCCCCAAGGUGUACGCACCAUCGGCGUGCUCACAAAGCCCGACACGAUCCCCGUGGGGUCGACGAAGCGCCGCGACAUGUGGCUCGACGUGCUCGAGGGGCGCGAGCACGCGCUCCAACACCGCUACUACUGCACGCGCCAGCCGGACGACGACCAGCGGCUUACGGGGAUCACGCCCGCCGCGGCGCGCACGGCGGAGGCGGACUUCUUCCGCACGACGGUGCCGUGGAGCGGGUCGACGUGUCCGCACCGGUUCGGGACGCAGAACCUCGUGAGAAGCAUCAGCGAGCUCCUGACGCGCAUCAUCAGCGAUUCGCUGUCGAAGCUCAUUGGGGAGGUCGCGGCGCAGCUGGCGGCGACGAACAAGCUGCUCGAGGGGCUCCCGCCGGCAGUCACGUCGGAGCCGUCCGUGUUUGUGCUCGACCUUGUGACGAAGUUUCGCAACGACAUCGUCAAACUCAUCGAGGGCUCCCCGCGGCACACACGCCUCGUGCAGGCCAAUCGCGACACGUACGAGAAGUUCAAGUAUGCGAUCCUCGGGAGCGCCCCGCCAUUCCUGCCAUACGAGAACGCGCAAGUGGCGCCAAAGACGAAGACCAAGGCAAGGCACAUGAAGAUCGACGACAAGGAUGCGGGCAGGGUGUUGCGCGUCGCGAGGUACCUGUACCUCGAGGACGUGCGCGAGCACAUCCGCGCGUACCUGCCAAAUAACAUACCGUACCCGGCGAAGCGGUCGCUCAUACACGAGUUCCAAGAGUCGUGGGAGGCACACGUCUUGGACUGCUUCGACCACGUGCCGGUCGACUUCAAGACGAGCAUUGGCGAGCUCGUCAAGCACCGCUUCGAGCGGUUCAGCCACCUCAAGGGUGUCGUCGUGCCGGCGCUGAUGGAGCAGGUCAAUGCGUGCGCCAACGAGACACUCGCAAACGUACACACCAUCUUGAAGCUCGGGCGCGCGGCGCCGUACACGCAAAAUAUCCACUACUUUGCGGACAAGCGCGACAGGCAGCUCGCGCAGUACAAGCAGGCAGGUGCGUUCCGCGCUGGGAAGGUUGCGAAAGGCAACAGCGGACGGUCAAACGGGGACAGUGAGGAUGAUAGUGAGGAGGAGGGGUCAGCAGGCGGGAGUGGGAGCGGGACGUUCUCGCGCGCGCCGAAGACACUGGGCCCGAAGGAGAAGGAAAAGGUGCUGAGCGCGCUGGCGGAGCUGACAAAGCUCGGUCACCCUGUGAAGGAGGACGACCUCGGGAAGCUGAACCCACCGGACAAGUACCAGGAGGAGCUCGAGGUGGUGGCGGAGGUGCGCGCGUACUUCCAGGUGUACAAGGUGUGUUCGGCUCGCGCUUUCGUCGCUUUGCGGGCGGUAUUGACAGUCGUCCUCGCCCAGCGCAUCAUCGACUAUAUCCCACUCUCGAUCGACCAGCACUUCCUGUACGCGCUAGCGGAGCGGCUGCAGGGCGUCCUAAUCGAGAAGCUGGGGCUCGGGUCGGCGAGGGCGGACGCGUGGUGUGCGCAGUACGUCGCGGAGGACCCGCACAUCAACGCGCAGCGCGCAGAGCUCCUCGCAAAGAAGAAGAAGCUCAAGAGCGUGCAGCAAGCGCUGUUCAACUUCGGACUGUGA
Messenger RNA from Trametes versicolor FP-101664 SS1, 2229 nucleotides. RefSeq lists its product as uncharacterized. Bases 1 to 2229 code for a protein of 742 amino acids. The transcript is spliced from 8 exons. Gene Ontology annotation, molecular function: GTP binding; GTPase activity; microtubule binding. The record is from RefSeq and is a predicted model, not a curated record. Gene Ontology annotation, cellular component: membrane; cytoplasm; microtubule. NCBI's taxonomy places the organism in Eukaryota, Fungi, Basidiomycota, Agaricomycetes, Polyporales, Polyporaceae.